CGAGCCCACCCUUCCUCAGCUCAACCGGAAGCAUCUCCUCUGCUGCUCCAUCUCAGCCACCCUUCCGUUCCCAUCACACGCAGAGAGCCCAUCCCCGCGCAAACCACUCGCUCGCCGCCGCCAUGUCCAUGGCAUCCCGAGCCGCCGCCGCCGCCUCCGGUGCCCUCCGCGCGGCCGCGGCGCAGCGCUACUCUCGCCCCGCCUCCGUCCUUCAGUCCCGCUCGGCGGCGACGGCGGCCGCCGCGGAGCACCACCCCGAGGCGGCCCGGAAGGCUGGCAGCAGGAGGCUCCCCCGCGGCGACUACGUGCCGGUGUACGUGGCGCUGGGCAUGAUCGCGCUGUCGGUGACGUUGGGGCUGAGCACGGCGCGGCAGCAGCUGGCGCACGCGCCCAACGUGCGCGUCGACAAGAAGAAGCGCGAGACGGUGCCGGAGGUGGCGGCGCCGGACCUGGCGCUGGACGAGGCCGAGCGGUUCGUGGGGCGGUCGCUCUUCCGCAAGGUCGCGCACGUGCAGGACGACGCCAGCCUCGCCGCCGGCGUCGCCGACCCCGUCGCCGAGUACCCGACGAGGAAGGCGGUGACGCUCAAGGACGUGGGCGUGGAGACGCCGGGGAUCGAGCAGGGCAGGGGGGGCAUCGUCGACAGGAUCUUCAAGAAGAACCACGCUUAGAUUGAGCAGCGACAGUGCUUGAUUGUACUUGGAUCGAUGGGGUUUCCUGCUUUCAUUUAGUGUCUAGUUUGGGAGUCAAAUCGGCUGUACUUUUUUGAGGUCGUUGUGUCACUCACAUGAUGUACAUAGUCAGACAACACACUGCUUUCUCAAAUGAAAUGGGAUAAAUAAUGUUGCAGCGUGGUAUCAUCACGCAAA
Messenger RNA from Panicum hallii, 869 nucleotides. RefSeq lists its product as uncharacterized. The record is from RefSeq and is a predicted model, not a curated record. Lineage: Eukaryota; Viridiplantae; Streptophyta; Magnoliopsida; Poales; Poaceae. The transcript is spliced from 2 exons. Bases 123 to 671 code for a protein of 182 amino acids.